UCCGCUACAAGGGCCGCUGGCCGGUGAUCGACGGGCAGCCAAGGAAUGGAACGCGUCCAGUGGGACACGUCGAGGAGAUGGAGCAAUGAAGAUCAGCUCACGUUCACGUACUUAGGUUGCUUAUUGCAUCGCCGGAUCUUGAGAGAUGGAGGCAGCUCGUGGAGGCCUUCACCCAGCAGCAGACUGAUCAUGACUGAUUAUGAUAAUGAUAUGACACCCAAAUCCUGGCAGCAAAUUGGUUGCCUUGAAGGCAACGUUUUAAGGCGACCAUGAACUAAAAAUCACUUCCAGAUUCAUAAAGAUUUGCACAAAUCAGAUUUCCAUUGCACAUUAUGUUGUGGCCUUUCACAGGCACAAUCGUUCUUCUUGUUGUUGUUGUUGUUGUUCGUGUCUUUCAUUCUCGUUUUAUGCCCAACGAGCAGAAAAACAGGAUGCUGGCAGUGCAUGGCUGGGUGAGCGAGUGACAGCCCCAUCACAAACCGGCGCUUCGAGCCGAUAAGAGUCGGCACCGAAUGGCUCUGGGCCACACUCUGCCAUGUCGCUCACCGUGGAGGCUGCGUGGUUGUGGCUGCCCGUGAUAGCUGCCCUGGUGAGCACAGGAGCAGCACAGCCUGCCUCGGGAGCGUGCUACACAGAGGUGGACCCCAGGACCGGUGUGUGCAGCAAGGAGCUGCUGCUCGGUCACAAGACGUCCCAGGAGGCCUGCUGCCGGAACCCGACCUUUGGGUUUGCGCCACAAGGGAGGGCAUGCGCUGCGUGCCGGAAGGCGUUCCAGUCCGCGUGGUCUGACUGGUCGCCCUGCAGCGCCUCGUGUGGCAGUGGCGUCAGCUCUCGGGCCAAGGUCUGCAUCGGAACGGGCGCAUGCAACGAAUUACAUCCCUUGGAUCAACGCUUCCAGGUCCGCAUCUGCAACGCAGGCGUCUGUUGCCCAGUGCGAGGUGCUUGGGGCAGCUGGGGGCAGUGGUCUGCCUGCUCCGUCACAUGCGAGGCGGGACAGAAACGUCGCACCAGAACGUGUGAGGGUGCCCAUGCGUGCGGCGUCCGCUGCGACGGCCCAGGCAGCGAGAGCGUGGCCUGUCAGACCGGACAGAUCUGCCCGACUCACGGAGCAUGGGGCUCGUGGUUGUCGUGGGGCGAGUGCUCCAAGACGUGCCGGGACGACGGCGCCGUGCGGAGGCGGAGCCGUGCUUGUGACAGCCCCGCGCCCUCCUUGGCGCCGGCUGGGUCCCAGUGCCCUGGCGCCUCCCAGGAUACGGGGCCCUGCCUGGACCUGGACCCCUGCCCUGUGGACGGCGCGUGGGGCGGGUGGAGCGGAUGGUCGGGGUGCAGCGUGACGUGCGGGCUGGGCACGAGGGUCCACACCCGGCUCUGCGACAGCCCCGCACCGCGGUACGGGGGUCGGCUGUGCCCCGGCAGCGAGGACGGACGGCAAAGCCAAGCAGAGCUGUGCGACUCCCAUAACAAGUGCCCCGCCGACGGCAAGUGGACGGAGUGGUCGUCUUGGUCGACGUGCAUGUCCAAUACGCCGUACGAAAACCGCUGCCGGCCCCGCGUGGGCAAGCAGACGAUGCAGCGCAUCUGCAUGGGGCAAGAAGAGGAGGGCACGGCGUGCAUCGGCGAGGGAUUCAUCAUCCGCGCCUGCUACAACCUGGAAAACUGCACCGCCCGCGAGCUGAAGGUGAAAAAUCCCGAGUGGGGCGAGUGGGGCGAGUGGAGCCUCUGCCAGCCCCCAUGCGGUCAGUGCUCCAUCAGUGUGCGCCGACGCGUCUGCAAGACGCCGCUGCCAAGCUGGAAAACCGUCAAGGAAGUUGCCAACAAUGAGAACAUCCCCAUCACGUUCUGGGGAACUCCGGCUGAGGAGUGCACGCCCCGCAACGACGCGGAGGAGAAGCGGCGCUGCCCUGCCCUGCCCGCUUGUCCAAGGGGCGUGAAAGACGGCUGCAAUGGAGCUCCCAAGCCCACAAAGCCCCCCUGUGAUGGGGGCAGCGGGGAUGAGAACGCUUCCGGAGACAACCCGAGCGAUGUGGACUGUGAGAACUAGAGGAAAUCGACUGCACCACGGGACAAGACGCAAACCCAUCACCCUGCCUUGAUUAUGCUUCAAAGCAGCAUUGAUCUUAAGAUGACUAGCAUCGUACACCACUCAUUCUGUUAUAACCCUCACCAGCGUCUGGCGUGCGCCCACGUUUGCUUAUUACAUAAACAUGCAACACGUCCGUUCACGCUUAGAGAAUCUUUGAGCACGUGACGAAGGAUGAUUACAGUCGCCGCGUGGGUUGUUGUGGCUGUGUUUUUGGAGUUCACUUCUGUCGGGUUGGAGUUGUUCACUAUGUAUAUUGCGGCUGGACUCAGUGGCGUAGUAACUACAUUAUCAGUGACGUAGUGACUACAUUAUCAGUAACGUAGUAACUACAUUAUCAGUGGCAUA
This is a messenger RNA of Petromyzon marinus (sea lamprey), 2428 nucleotides long. The record is from RefSeq and is a predicted model, not a curated record. NCBI's taxonomy places the organism in Eukaryota, Metazoa, Chordata, Hyperoartia, Petromyzontiformes, Petromyzontidae.